UGACCAUAUUGUAGGAGGGCUGGUGCUUGUGGGGCGCAGCGAUGAUGUCAUUUUAAAAGUUAACCCACUCCCCCAGUCCGAAUAGCUGAUUUCUUCAUAACAUUUAAUUUUUCUGCUGAAGUUUCACUAACAGCCGAACGGAUUCUACCACUCGUAGGUGGAAUAUAGGCGUCCAACACCUGCAGAGGGAAAACUUUUCCAUUUACACGACGCGGGAUUUUAACCGAGUAGCCCCGUGAAGCGGGCAAAAGUGUUGACUUUUAAAAAGAGAAAUCAAAAAUGAGUCGGAUUAUCGCUAACAAAUCGCCGUCUUUACGACAAUUGGACUGCAACGCCGUUGAAGUCAAAAGCAAGUAUGGAGCUGAGUUCCGCAGGUUCUCUGUGGACCGUGUGAAGCCAGGCAAGUUUGAGGAGUUUUACCAUCUGAUCAUGCACAUCCACCGCAUUGCCAACAUGGAGGUCAUGAUCGGCUACGCAGACGUGCACGGAGACCUGCUGCCCAUCAACAAUGACGACAACUUCUGCAAGGCUGUCACCUCUGCCCAUCCCCUUCUCAGGGUCUUCAUCCAGAGACAAGAGGAAGUGGACUACAGCAGCUUUGGCAGCAGCACGCUGACGCGGAAGAAGAAAGCUGUGGUGACACUCCGCAACGACUUAAACCGAAAGCGUCCACACAUCCGCAUUGGAAUGCCACAGGACUUCCGACCGGUGUCCUCCAUCAUCGAUGUGGAUAUCCUGCCUGAGUCCCACCGCCGGGUCCGGCUCUAUCGGCAUGGAUCUGACAAGCCACUUGGCUUCUAUAUACGGGAUGGGACCAGCGUUCGUGUCACACCCCAUGGCUUAGAGAAGGUUCCGGGCAUCUUCAUCUCACGGAUGGUACCAGGGGGGUUAGCGGAGAGCACAGGGCUGCUAGCUGUCAAUGAUGAGGUACUGGAAGUUAAUGGCAUCGAGGUGACAGGGAAGACUCUGGAUCAGGUGACGGAUAUGAUGAUCGCCAACAGCCACAACCUUAUAGUCACGGUGAAGCCCGUCAACCAACGCAACAACGUGGUGCGUGCCAGCCGCAUAUCCGGCAGCUCGGGCCAGAGCUCGGACAGCAGUGCCGGCUCCUGCGGCUACCCUGCCCUUUUGCCCAGCAGCCAUGCACCAUCCUCCCCCAUCCCCGGGGGCGCCCACAGCAACUACGGCGGUGAUGACCUGGAGAGUGACGAGGAAUCCGACAUCGUGAUCGAGAGCAGCAUCAAGAGGCCAUCGCGUCGCUCCAACGCCUCCGUGGCCUCCACCUCAUCGCGCCUGCAGCCCCAGCUCCCCUACAUCCCGCCUCAUGCUAUGCCCAACGCACCCCCCAGCCCCCCCACGCGCCCCCCCUCUAUCAUCUCCACGGCAUCAUUCCACUCACAGCCCAGCCUCAACGGGUCUGGCCCGAGCAGCUUGAGCUACCAGCUCCACAGAGACUUAAGCCUGCAAGGUCCCCACAUCAACCCCCACUCCCACCACGGCAGUACUCCUGGUCUUCGCCACAGCAAUGGCAGCCUGCACAAAAUCCUCAGCUCACUGCGCACAGACCCACGCCACAGCCUCGCCCUUCCCAAAGGAGGGGUGGAGGAAGAUGGCACUGUUAUCACACUAUAAUGCCCCACACCAUACCUCAGACUGAUUGUCAUUUUCUUUCUACUUUCUCUCUAUCGUUCUCUCUAUCUUUCCUUCACCUUCACGUUCACUGUCUCCACACACACAAACACCUAAUUGCCCAGAGACUGAGUUGGAACAUCACCAGAAUGGAGACUUUAAACCUUCUAAAUGCAAUGAUGUCAGAAAAAAAAGUAUUUUUAUAUAAAAGGAAUAAUUUAACAGAUACUUAAUACGAUCAUGAAAUGGCAACAUCUUCUCGAUGCUUAUUUUUGUUUUGUAUUUGUUUUUGCAUUUGCCAGACCACUAAACAAACAUAACUGUUGAUUUUUGUCUUUUCUCUCUCCCUCUCCCUUUAAGCAAGGCUCUGUAUCUCCUCAUUAAUGGGACCAAAUUGGAGCUUUUGCAUCUUCUAAGUUUAAUUUUGUUUGUAUUUGUGUUGAUUGGAGUUGGUUUGUGUAUCCGGGGACUGGCCAGUCCACACAAACAUUUAAAGAAACAGUGACCAGAAUUGAAAUAUUGUUUACCCUUGAGACAGAUGAGUUUGAGGCAACUCCACUAAGAAUUGUAGAAUUUCCCACACUGUUCAAUUUAAUCUGCCACACAAAUGGACCGUUGCCACUUUUUUUUGGACUUUUUUUUUCCCUUUUUGUGUACAUUACAAAAGUGUUCCAUACAUUCAGGAAUUUCUUAUUGGGAGCUGUUACAUUGAGUCUCUUAACUAAUAAUACUUUGUCAUAUGUUUGUCAUGCUCUGUCUAUGUUUUCAACCAAACAUUUUCUUUUUUUUAAGUAACCUCUAUUUGCCUAGUGCAUUUUAUUGUCCUCACGACAUAAGCUGAGGAGAUACACAAAGUGUUUUUCACCACACUGAUGUUGGCUUUAAUGGCGGCAGAGCCCCAUCUGAAGGCCACGUGGUCAGUCUCCCUGUCACUCAACUCUCCAUCCCAGAGUCCUGUCACAUCUCUGCUAACACAUCUCACUGUCCUGUCUGUUUGCUGUUUACCACUCUGAACAGCCUGGGCUGCCUGUGAGAUACAAAUGCAUCACUGAUCACCACUAAUGCCUGGGUGAAGGGAUGUCUAUUAGGAUAAGUGGUAGCCUACAGAAGUAGCCUACCCUAUUUUUAAUCGUUUUCAACCAAUGUAACCAUGGGAAUAAUGUCACAUUUAAAGAGCAAGGGAUUCCUGUCAUUUAGAAUCAUGUACAUGCCUGUGGAGUUUAUCUUUCAGAAUGAGGCCCAAGCUGCAGACCUUUCGAGUCAAUAACAUGUUAGAUCCCUGGAAAUAUUUCUAAACUGCGCGCGUUAUUUUUAAUAUAUUUUUUUUUUUUGUUACCACUCCGGGACCGUAGACAGGUAAUCAUGCUGCUUUUCAGAGAACAAUUCGGUACCAUCCCGUGCGUUGUUGGCGUAUUUUGUAAUUUAGCACCAUCUGCUGGCAUAUGCAAAGUUUUUGUGCGGCUCUAUCAACAUUGCCAGCUUCCAUCAUAUGAUACACAAAUGUUGCGUUGGUAUUAUUUAUUGCUAAGAUUUCUUCAAAUCUCUUUCUGGAAUGUCAGGCUGUUGUCCAUUUCUGUCCAAUCUGUGUUCAUAUCCAUUUUUAUUGUGAAUAAAUUGUUUUAAAAAAAACCUCGAAUCCUCUCCAUUACACUAUAAAGCACUGGUUGUUUCAUUUUCAUAUUUCAUCAUUUAAUAGUGGUGUGUAUUGCAUUCAGAUAAGACAUGAUUGAGAUUGCUUUGAUGUAUCUGUUCAUUUUAUAAAGCAAACUAUUUUUCCAUAAAUAGAUCAAUAUAAUGCCUUGAGUCUUUGGUCAAUGACGAGCUUACUCUCAGUAGUUACAAUGAGCAAAACAAAAUCAAAGCAUAUGUGUAGAAUUCCUCAUAUUUGGAAGUUCCAAUCAUGACCAUGAUCACUUCUUAAGAUAUGGAUAUUCCUUUGGAAAUCAUCACAAUUAUGAGAAUCGGUCAUCAUGACAGAACCUUCAGGAUUUAUUCUGCUUCCACAUGUAUUAUGACCUCCUGCAGUAUGUGUCUGCCUAUGUCUAGUUGUAGAUAUGGUUUUCUAAACGUUGGUGCCCCCAUCAGCUUUUUCUGCUCUCAAACUGCUUUUGAAGUUUUUCGUAGUUAUCAAAGGCAAUGAUAUCUCAUCAAAUUCCAUUUAUGAAAACAUGAUGCAAAGUUUGUCAUUUUAGAAAUCUGACAUCCAAGUUUGUUUCCCAGAACCACAGUGCCUUGCAAAAGUAUUCAACCCCAGAAGCAUCACCAUUUUCUGAAUCUUUUUCUAAACAAAUGAGUUAAUGAGUUUUUUUUAACAAAUGAGUAUGUUGUGAAACAUCUGUGCUGUAUAUUUCAGACAUAUUUUCAAAAUCUCUACUAAAAAUAAAUGAAUAAACAAAUACAAAAUACUGCUUGCAGAAGUAUUCAACCCCCGUACAUUAAUACUGGGUGGAGAUCCCUUUAGCUGUGAUAAUAGCCGUAAGUACCAGCUUGGCACAUUGUUCUGCACUGACUCUCCACAUUCUUCUAAACAGAAUUCAUUAAGAUUGUCUAGGUUGGUGGGAUGGCACGUCUGGACUGUGGUGUCCAAACAGUGUCAUAGAUUCUCAACAUUCACUUAUUUUCUUGAACACUCCAGUGUUGCUUUAGUCUUGUGCUUAGAGUCAUUUUACCACUGGCAUGUGAACCCUCUUUCGAACCUUAAUUAAACAGCAGCCUACAACAGGCUCAUCUUAUUAUGAAUAAUAAUAAUAAUAAUAAUAAUCUUUAUUUGUAUAGCUCUUUUCAUAAAAUCAGGUUGUAAAAGAAAACGGAUCAAAACAAUUAGGUAGGCUAUAUAAAAAAAAACAAUACAGUGAUACACCAAUAUAGUGAAAACUUAUUUUUAGGGAAAAUAAAAGACUAUUCAAAUUAAAACUAAUGCAAAAUCAGGAAA
Messenger RNA from Clupea harengus (Atlantic herring), 4561 nucleotides. It is a transcript of the gene pard6gb, whose product is annotated as par-6 family cell polarity regulator gamma b. Gene Ontology annotation, molecular function: protein binding. The record is from RefSeq and is a predicted model, not a curated record. Gene Ontology annotation, cellular component: cell cortex; nucleus; apical plasma membrane. Gene Ontology annotation, biological process: regulation of cellular localization; establishment or maintenance of cell polarity; centrosome cycle. Lineage: Eukaryota; Metazoa; Chordata; Actinopteri; Clupeiformes; Clupeidae.